CAUCUUGAGAUCGACUCUUUGUUCACUGCGUCUCGUGGAGCUUCAGAGAAAAUGAGCGACCAGCUUUGUAAGCUUUUUGUCGGCGGGCUGAACGUGGACACCGACGACGAUGGCCUGCGCAAACACUUCGAGCAGUACGGGAGUCUGACCGACUGCGUGGUCGUCGUGAACAAGCAGCUGCAGCGCUCGCGCUGCUUCGGCUUCGUGACCUACUCCUCGCCGGAGGAGGCCGACGCCGCCAUGGCUGCCAGGCCGCACACCGUCGACGGAAAUGCGGUCGAGGUGAAGCGAGCAGUGGCGAGGGAAGACGCCAACAAACCCGAGGCUCUCGCCAAAGUGAAGAAAAUCUUCGUUGGGGGGCUGAAGGACGACAUCGAAGAGCAGCAUUUGACCGAUUAUUUCUCGCAGUACGGCCCGGUGGAGAAGUCCGAGGUGAUCUCUGAGAAGGAGACCGGAAAGAAGCGGGGCUUCGGCUUCGUGUACUUCAGCGACCACGACGCGGCCGACAAGGCGGUCGUGGUGAAGUUCCACACGGUGAACGGACACAAAGUGGAGGUGAAGAAAGCCCUGACGAAGCAGGAGAUGCAGGCGGCCAGCAGAACCGGGAUGGCGCCGAGGGGCAGGGGCCGAGGAGGCGGCAUGAGAGGAAAUCAAAAUGGCUACGGCGGCAGAGAUUAUGGCGGAAGCUACGGCUACGGAAAUGGCGGAGGCUACGGUGGCGGCGGCGGCGGCUACGGAGGGUACGGCGGACCGUACGGGGGUGGCUACGGCGAGCAGGGGAGCGGCUACGGAGGUGGUAACGGCUACAACGACUUUGGCAGCGGCUACGGCCAGCAGUCCUCCGGGUACGGGCCCAUGAAGGGGCCUUUCGGCGGCCAGAGGAGCGCCGCUCCGUACACGCGGGGCGGCGGAGGCGGCUACCCCCGGGGGGGCUACGGCGGCGGCUACUAAACGACCCGGGAACAUCCUCCCUGCAACAAGUCGCCCCCUGCCACGAUUUGGCCCCAAAACUCAGAGACCGAGACACCCUCCCGUCAGCCCCAAAGACCUCCGAUACCCAAACAGGUUGCUACGGUAACCUGCGCAGGAUGACAUCACCCUGAAUGGGAUGGGGUGUCUGUCCAUGCUGGUGGGACCCGGGCCUUCUACUCCUCAGGUGUUUCUGUUCCUGGAGAUUUCUGACGUUUCCAUAAGAUGUACGAGUGCAAAAUAAACUUUUAUAUUUUUAUCAA
Messenger RNA from Nematolebias whitei (Rio pearlfish), 1232 nucleotides. RefSeq names its product heterogeneous nuclear ribonucleoprotein A0. NCBI's taxonomy places the organism in Eukaryota, Metazoa, Chordata, Actinopteri, Cyprinodontiformes, Rivulidae. The coding region runs from base 52 to 951 and encodes 299 amino acids. Gene Ontology annotation, molecular function: RNA binding. The transcript has 3 exons. The record is from RefSeq and is a predicted model, not a curated record.